Molecule: messenger RNA, 693 nt
Organism: Neoarthrinium moseri
Lineage: Eukaryota; Fungi; Ascomycota; Sordariomycetes; Amphisphaeriales; Apiosporaceae
Exons: 2
Coding region: 1-693 (230 amino acids)
Source: RefSeq, a predicted model, not a curated record
AUGGAUCCGGACUGUGCCAUCUGCCGUGCUCCGGCCACCGUCCAAUGCGACUGCGAGGCCAAAGGGCUCGAGUCCGCUGUCAAGCAGGCCGAAGACCGUAUGAUGCGGGGGAUAUACAAUGACAUACGGGGCUGGGUAAGAGCACAUGCUCAAGACUACAUUCUGGAAUACUUCCGGCUGCUCACCGAGCGUCGUAAAUUGCAGCACCAAAACCACCUGGAUCAUCUUACACAACAAGCCUAUCACUACUAUCACGCUCCACCUCAUCCUUCUCAACUGGACCAUGCCAACGCAGCACUGAAGCGUGGCGUCGAUGAGGAUUGGCAGGCCAGCGUGCAACGGUAUCCGGAGGUGCUGGAGUAUUUCUAUAGCUUGGUCGAGCUGUCGUUACCUUCCGAUGACGAACCCGCUGUGAAGGACCCGCCCUUGAGUGCUCUCAACGGAUCUCGUAAGACGAACCGACGAAGCGCCAUGGGCUCCAUGGGUGGUGGGAGUGUCUACCACGACCACGACCGGCAUCGAGGCACGCCCCUACCUCGGGGAAGGACGCCGCCGGUUGGACGCAUAGACGGCCGUACAACGGCACCGCCGAUGGGUGGUGGUUUGGGCCCACCGCCGCCUGGUGCGCGGAGGAUGCCCUACCGGGGGCCGCCUCCCCCCGGUGUUGCAUACUACCCCGGGCCUCCGUACUGA